Molecule: messenger RNA, 1838 nt
Organism: Musa acuminata AAA Group (dessert banana)
Lineage: Eukaryota; Viridiplantae; Streptophyta; Magnoliopsida; Zingiberales; Musaceae
Product: altered inheritance rate of mitochondria protein 25-like
Exons: 12
Coding region: 187-1437 (416 amino acids)
Biological process (GO): plasma membrane phospholipid scrambling
Cellular component (GO): plasma membrane
Molecular function (GO): phospholipid scramblase activity
Source: RefSeq, a predicted model, not a curated record
UAGACGCCCGGCUUCAAAAGCUCUUCCACCAAAGUCGCCAAUUACACUCGAACCCUCCUCCUGGCGGAGUCCACCGUCGGUCCCCCUCGUCUCUCCCAUCGGCGACCAGAGGCUACAGGCGGCGCUGGCAGCAUCUGUCGACGGUGGAAGGCUCCUGAAACAUCCGCAUUAAUCUCAAAAGCUCAGAUGUGGUGGUUGAAGAAAUGGCUUGCAUCUCCCAUCAAGUUUACCGGUGGGAUCACUCCUUUUGGCUCGUUAACCGACCGGGCUCCUCAGGAAAUAAUGAACGGGAAGCUGCAUCACACAAGAUACAGUGUUACUGCACUCUUACAGCGGUUUGGCUCAGGAAGUGCAAAUGUGCUGGCGAAUGCAUCCAACUCACAGUUCGACAUUAAAAGACCACAAACUGUGCUGCAUGGUCGCCUAAUUGGCUGUCGAGGGUUUUCAGAUUCUGCUGGCAAAAAACGAACUCUAAGCAGGGAUUGGUUAGCACGACUUUGGGUUGAAGAGAAACGAAACAUGGAAGUAAGAAGAAGGGGAAUUAGAAAGAGGCAGCCUGCUCCACGCGUUCAAGAUAGGGGUAGUUUAUUUGACACCUUUUCUUCUCAGCUUCCAUUUCUGAAGUCAGUCUUAAGAAAACCAGUUCUGGCUGGCCAAGAUUCUGGUAUCAAGGAAACCAUGCAACAACCGCCGAUCAGUCAAUAUGAUGGUGAUCUAUUGUCCCCUGGUUCUCCUGAAGACGUCAGACUUGCUCCUCUUCUUUCCAGAGCCAAUUUGCUUAUUACCAGAGACAUAGAGUGGGCAAAUAUUAUGUUUGCUUUCGAACAGGAGAACCGCUAUGUGAUAGUGGAUGCUUGUUAUCCCCAAUUACCUGUGGGUUUCAUUCGGGAGAGUAGUAAUGUUAUCUUUAGGCAGCUACUCCGUGGAAGACGUCCAUUUGUUGCUUAUAUAUUUGAUGCCAUGGGCAAUGAAAUAUUUAGAGUUCGCAGGCCAUUUUGGUGGAUAAAUAGCACAAUAUAUGCAGAAAUAGAUGGUAAGGAAGUGGGUGUUGUCCAUAGACGUUGGCAUCUUUGGCGGAGAAUCUAUGAUUUAUACUUGGGAAACACACAAUUUGCUGUGGUUGAAAAUCCUGGCUUCUGGAAUUGGACAUUUACUUUAAAGGAUGAAGAUGACAAUGUACUGGCUCAAAUUGAUCGUGAUUGGAGGGGUAUUGGUUUUGAGCUCUUCACCGAUGCUGGUCAAUAUGUGAUUCGAUUUGGGGACUCUAAUUCACUUCCUAUAACUGAGCCUGCUUCAGGGAUUCAAGAGUUAGAAGUUGCUCGCCCACUUACUCUUUCUGAAAGAGCGGUGGCUGUCGCUCUUGCUGUUUCUCUGGAUAACGACUAUUUCUCCAGGAGUAGAGGCUGGGGACUUCCGAUUCUCGUUGCCGGUGAAUAGGAAAUCUAAAGGCCUUCUGAGAUUGCUUUCGUAUUAUUGUUCCAAGUGGUGACUUUGCUCUCCUGUGGUGUGGACCCUCUUAUCUCGUCUAACCCACAUUUUCUUUGAAAAAAGAAUAGGUGCAUCUUUGGAGAUCUCCGAUAUUAAGAAAACUCAGACAUCAUGUUCUUGAUGAUAUAUAUAUAUAUAUAUAUAUAUAUAUAUAUAUAUAUAUAUAUAUAUAUAUAUAUAUUUCCUUUUAUACUUUCAUACGCUGGUAUCUUCUACCCUCUUGUGGAGAACUCCAUCCACCAAAUUAGUAUAAGCCAGUGAUCAAGUUAAAGUUGGAUAAAAAAGAAUGGUUUUCUUCCUGAUACUAUUGAAGAGUGAUCUCCAUUAACGUUGUGGUUUAGCAGAUAUCA